This is a messenger RNA of Cavia porcellus (domestic guinea pig), 4234 nucleotides long. It is a transcript of the gene Slc7a8, whose product is annotated as solute carrier family 7 member 8. Gene Ontology annotation, biological process: neutral amino acid transport; amino acid transmembrane transport. Bases 706 to 2313 code for a protein of 535 amino acids. Gene Ontology annotation, molecular function: L-amino acid transmembrane transporter activity; neutral L-amino acid transmembrane transporter activity. The record is from RefSeq and is a predicted model, not a curated record. The transcript has 11 exons. Gene Ontology annotation, cellular component: membrane. Lineage: Eukaryota; Metazoa; Chordata; Mammalia; Rodentia; Caviidae.
AAAACCCUGGCUAAAAGGGAAGGCGUUCGCGGGCGGAGGAGCCGCUUUCCUGCAGCCCGGAGCGAUGCAGCCCCACGCGCUGUGAGCCGGGAGAUCGACCCGAGCGCGAGGGCGAGAAGCCGGCGAGGAGGAAGAGCAGCUCUGGAGAAGCGGAAGCCGAGCUGGGCAGGGGAAGCCAACCUCAGCAGGUGGGAACCAGACCUAGAGCCACCCGGCCGGGUCCGCGGCUUUGUUUUUCUGCACCAGAAGAAAGCACCUGAGGAUUGCCCUUUCCCCAUCUCAGUUAGCGAAAACUACUUUUAUGCUCCCCUAACGAAAGGACCAAGGGGAGGCCAAGGCAAUCCCCGAGAGCUGCGGGGAAAUCCAGGCUGUCUUUUUGCACGGACCAGAGCCAUCCUGGUUUCAAGGAACCCUUUGGAUCCGGAGAAUUCCAGCCGGACCCGCGAGACUGCUGUAUUUGUACUCUUAAUAUACAUGUCCUCAAGCGACACGGUCCGCAUUGGUAAGCACAGGUGACAAGGAAGCCUCGUAGGAAUAUUUUCAGUUUUCCCUUUUAUCCGCUCGUCUGGUUAGGGGUCAGGCGUGGUUCCCGAUUUUGGAAAAGGGCAUUUAAAUCUGAAAAGUCUUCUCUCUGCCUGCAUCCUAAUAUUUACGCGCUGAGAGAGAGGCAGGUUGCAUUUGGAGGCUGCAACCCGACUGAGAAAGAUGGAAAAAGGAGCGAGGCACCGCAGCAACGCCGAGAAGAACCACCCUGCGGGGGGCGAGUCCCAGGCCGGACCCGGGGCCGACUCCGGAGGGGGCGGGGUGGCCCUGAAGAAGGAGAUCGGAUUGGUCAGCGCCUGCGGGAUCAUCGUAGGAAACAUCAUUGGCUCCGGAAUCUUUGUCUCACCAAAGGGUGUGCUGGAGAACGCUGGCUCUGUGGGCCUUGCUCUCAUCGUUUGGAUUGUGACAGGUGUUAUCACAGCUAUGGGAGCCCUCUGCUAUGCCGAGUUGGGAGUCACCAUCCCCAAAUCCGGAGGUGAUUACUCCUAUGUCAAGGACAUCUUUGGAGGACUAGCUGGGUUCCUGAGGCUAUGGAUCGCUGUGCUAGUGAUCUACCCCACUAACCAAGCUGUCAUCGCCCUCACCUUCUCCAACUAUGUGUUGCAGCCACUCUUCCCCACCUGCUUCCCUCCAGAGUCUGGACUUCGACUCCUGGCCGCCAUCUGCUUAUUGCUCCUCACAUGGGUCAACUGUUCCAGUGUGCGAUGGGCUACCCGGGUUCAAGACAUCUUUACAGCUGGGAAGCUUCUGGCUCUGGCCCUGAUCAUCAUCAUGGGGAUUGUACAGAUAUGCAAAGGCGAAUACUUCUGGUUGGAGCCAAAGAAUGCCUUUGAGAAUUUCCAAGAACCCGACAUCGGCCUCAUUGCACUGGCUUUCCUUCAGGGCUCCUUUGCCUAUGGAGGCUGGAACUUUCUUAAUUAUGUGACCGAGGAACUUGUUGACCCCUACAAGAACCUUCCUAGAGCCAUCUUCAUCUCCAUUCCACUGGUCACAUUUGUGUAUGUCUUUGCCAAUGUUGCGUAUGUCACUGCAAUGUCCCCCCAGGAGCUGCUGGCAUCAAACGCAGUCGCUGUGACAUUUGGAGAGAAGCUCCUAGGGGUCAUGGCUUGGAUCAUGCCCAUUUCUGUUGCUCUGUCCACAUUUGGAGGAGUUAAUGGGUCUCUCUUCACCUCCUCCAGGCUAUUCUUUGCUGGAGCCAGAGAAGGCCACCUUCCCAGCGUGCUGGCCAUGAUCCACGUGAAGCGCUGCACACCCAUCCCAGCCCUGCUCUUUACAUGCAUCUCCACCCUGCUGAUGCUGGUCACCAGUGACAUGUACACACUUAUCAACUAUGUGGGCUUCAUCAACUACCUCUUCUACGGAGUCACAGUGGCUGGACAGAUAGUCCUUCGCUGGAAGAAGCCUGACAUCCCUCGCCCCAUCAAGAUCAGCCUGCUGUUCCCCAUCAUCUACUUGCUGUUUUGGGCCUUCUUGCUGAUCUUCAGCCUGUGGUCAGAGCCAGUGGUGUGCGGCAUUGGCCUGGCCAUCAUGCUGUCUGGAGUACCUGUCUAUUUCCUGGGUGUUUAUUGGCAAAACAAGCCCAAGGGCUUCAAUGACUUCAUUGAGUUGCUAACCUUGGUGAGCCAGAAGAUGUGUGUGGUGGUGUACCCCAUGGAGGAGGGAGACUUGGAGACAGAGGGGAGAAGUGAGGACAUGGCAGAGCAGCGGCAGUCUUUCUACCAGCCGGCUCCCACCAAGGACCAAGACUCAGAUGGGCAGCUGCAGGCCUGAGACUGCCUGCUCGUCAGAUAGCUGCGCCCUGCUUCUUCCCCUUCCUGCCCUGUCCCCCAGGUCCCCCAACACACAUACACCGCCUCUGCUUCUGCCCAGCAGGAGCAGGACUUGGGUGUAGGGUAUGAGCAGUUACAAACAAAGAUACUAUCUGUACCCGAAGACUCAGCCUCUCUCCCCAAGGCCCCUUUCAGGCCCCACACAAGGGCAGCCCACACUCUUGAGCAUCAGAGGAGAAUGGAGACGCCAAGGGGGCCCUGUAGUGCCUCCGCAGGCCCUGCCCUCAGUGCCUCUUAGGAAGCUGAGCUCAUUACUGCCUUCCCUCCCCACUGCUGAGCUCAGGAAAGCCUCAGUUCAGAGAGAAGAGGCAGCUACCAUGAGUUGGUUGGGGAAGACAGGCUCCAAGGAAUCCAUCAUCACUGAAGGUUGGAUGGAGAGACCCAAACCCUCUUUCUUCACCACAAACACAAAAGUAGAGGGGAUGCUUCCCUCUGCACUCCUCUCCACCUGUGCCCCACCUCCUCCACCACCAGCCACCUGGGCUCCCUGCUGGAGAAAGGCUGUCUCCAGGACCUCUCCUCCCCACUGAACUGAGGACCACGAGGUGGGAGGGUCAGCAGCUCCCUACCUCCAGCCCUGAGCCAAGCCUUGGGAAAGCUUACCUUGCCUAAACCUAGACUUGUCCCCCGAGCCCCCCUCCAAUGUGGUGCCAAAGCUUCCUGAAGCCAGAAAGCCGCCUUACUGUCAGUGUAGUGGAUCUCCCCCUCUUCUCCCUCCCUCCCUCUCUUGUCUCCUAGUGACCAUACCACUCAGCUCCUCCUCUAUCCCCAUCCCCUGAGAAGGGGCAGUCACCCAGUAACCCUCUGACCCUGCAGCUGUGCCCCUAAAGCUCCUGUAGCGCCAGCACUGCCGGCCCUUCCUGUCAUGCUCUUUCCUCCUCUCUGGACUUUGGUUCGGGGACCAGGUAUGAAGGAUCCCUGAGCCCUUCAGGCCUGAAACCAGAGCCAAACCAGCCUUAAGUUACCUUCCAUCCAAGAACUGGACCUAAAAAUACUCCCUUGUUUCUAACCCUCAGGAGGGACGUGGUAUUAAAUGCCUUCCCUGGGUGGCAGGGUGCUUUCCUGCCCCCACCUCAGAGCUGCCUGGUCCAUAAUCUGGGUGGCUGUCUGGGAGAGCAUUUUCUGAAGACAUGUUCCCCUCUCCACUGCUGACCCUCAAUAACUGCCCCCUUCUGGUCUUACUGCCCCUCCAUCUUUGGGUAGGACGGGAGGGCAGCGGCAGAAUGGUGUCCACUUUGGGGACCCUCACACAAAUGUCCUCUCUGUAAAAUACAGCUUCUGACCUUUUCCUGUGCUCCAGAGGAAGGUGAUGGCAUUUGUCAGGGCUUGGCAGCCUCCAGCCACACCUGCUGUGCUGAGGACACAGAACCCUUUUAUCCAAAAACAGCCCCCCCCCCCAUUCUAUCUGCUUAAACUGGAACACCCAGGGAGCCCCUCCCAGCCCCAAAGCAUCUCCUAGCUUCCCACCUGGCUCACUCGAACCCUCAGUUGGAUGCUGGGUUUGGGCUGAGUUGUGGCCCCUCCGAGUAGACACCAGCCAGGCUGGAGGGGGCCCAGAGGACCAGGGGACCAUCUUCCUCUUUCCUCUCUUCUCAUUCCUCCAGCCUCUUCCCCUCUUGCUAUUAUUAUUAUUAUUAUUUUCUUUUUUGUAAAGUGGAUGCCUUACUUUUUGGAUAAAUAUUUUCAAAGCUAUUAUUUCUAUUUCUUUUGGUUUUUUUUUUUAAUAGAAGAUUGUUUUGGGGAGCAAAAUUAGAUCCUUGACAAUAAACUUGUCAUAAGGUUGGUUUAGGUUUUAGAAUUUUGUUCAUUUGUGGGGGUCUUGUUUUUCUUUUCAUGUAAUAAAAUUUUAAAUGGAAAUGAAA